AUCCGCGCAGUCGUUGCCUGCUUUUUGUCCCGCUUGAUAACAUGUCAGAGAACGAAGGAUCCUGGUCCAGUUGGUGGAAGUCAGCCAGCGAUAGCCUGAAUGAACAAGUGAAUUCGAUUGUGUCUAAUUUGCCGUCCAACGAGGAGCUCAAAGAGAAGCUCGGAGAAUGGGGCACCAAGGCGGGUGAUUAUUUAGAUCAGGCAGACCGCCGGAUCGAGGAACUGGAGAACUCGGCUCUGGAAUCCUUUAAACAUGUGGGUGAAGACAUCAAGCAUUUCAUGGACGAGCCGCUGGCGACGUUAGAAGGCCCAGAAACUGAGCAAGCGGGCGGUGUGUUAUUUUCGAGUGAUCGAAUCACCACAAGCCGUUUAGAGGCACAAAUACGCUCGCUAAACAAGGCUAAAGAUGUUUUCACAACCAAAGAAAAACUAGAUGGCGAUAUCGAGAGCCAGACAGAUCGAAUUGCAGAUUAUUUAUCAACUUACGCCGAGCUGCGCGAGACGUUCGAAUCAUUGGUGCCGGAAAAGGUUGAAUACAAGCAAUUCUGGCUCAAAUACUUUGCCGCGCGGGAGGAAAUUGAAUCACAGGAUCGCCAGCGGAAAGCUCUGCUCGCCAAACAGACUGAAGAAGAGGUCGAAGACUGGGGGUCCGAUAGUGAUGAGCCGGUCGAAGUAAACAGACCAGCUAGUGCAUCCAAAGGCAGCCCCAUGGAGCCUAAGGAUCCUGAGGAUCCAGGAGAUAGUGAUUCAGAUUGGGAGUGA
Messenger RNA from Wickerhamiella sorbophila, 761 nucleotides. RefSeq names its product BSD domain-containing protein C22A12.14c. Lineage: Eukaryota; Fungi; Ascomycota; Dipodascomycetes; Dipodascales; Trichomonascaceae. The coding region runs from base 42 to 761 and encodes 239 amino acids. The transcript has a single exon. Gene Ontology annotation, cellular component: cytoplasm. The record is from RefSeq and is a predicted model, not a curated record.